Angiostrongylus costaricensis is the source of this 2520-nucleotide messenger RNA. The record is from the annotation of a GenBank genome assembly. NCBI's taxonomy places the organism in Eukaryota, Metazoa, Nematoda, Chromadorea, Rhabditida, Metastrongylidae.
AUGAGGCUCCCAGUCGCCACAGCCCGACUAGGCCCAGGCCUGUUCCACGCCCCGCCUCUUCGUCCGUUUGCGCAGCCAGCCGGCGCCGCGCGACUGCGGAUCAAUGUGCGCCGCGGUGCGGUCGUAUCAGCUGACGCGACCGCGUGCACUGCCACCCGGGCCGCCACAUCUGCUGAUCGUUGCCCUAAACUGGAUCAUAAGAGCUGGUUUUUGUUGAUUUGUCAAUUUCUGGCUAAAGGAAUGAAAAGUUAUGUACAGUUCGUUUUCCACUAUCGGAUCACCGAAUUCAUGAGACUGAUCGUCGAUGAUGUGGACAUGUCGGAAACUGCUAUGGUCGCCGAUGUAGCCGCUUGGAUGAUGGAGAGAAUCAGUGAUCGUUGCCGUUCUUCCUCCGCUCGUUUCUCGAUAAAUGAAGAGGAUGAGGAUGAGGUGGAUAAUAUCACGUCCGACUUCCUUUAUGAACUGCUCAGCACUUGUGGCAGGCGCGAAGUUGAGCGGGUGGAUUUCGAAGUCGAUAGUGAACCUCGAUCAAUGAGUUGGAGAAACCAUUCGUUCACUGAGGAAAAGGUUACGUCCAUUGACGCGAAGGGAAACCAGCCAUUAGAAGGAACUAAUUGUGAACUAGAUUUUGACGAUGAUUUCAUCGACUUUUUAAAGAAGUUGGAGCAACGACAGGAAAUGAUUAAGCUGCCUUCUCCUGAUUUGUCCGAAUUGCACGAUACUAAGCUGGAUAUUAUAAACGUUGGUAGUUUUGUCGACUCUUUAUUCGAUUUUGACCAGAAAAUUGAACGCAGUCGUGCUUUGAGACGUUUGACAAAUUCUCGCUUCCUUACCACAAGAAAACUUGAGCGGGACAACAAGAACGUGUUUAAGUGUUCGGGGAAGUCUUUGAAGAAGCACUUUCUUUUAACGGCUGCAACACCUUGGUCUUUGCGAUCCAUCCAGCAGAUCAGUUCUAUUGCCGAUAUGGAAGUUUCACCCAGAAUUGAGGAUGUGAUAACGCUUCAGAAUACUGCUGUAGUAGCUCAUAGGAUCCAAAAAAAAUGGGAACGAAUGCACAACGAGGAUAGGCUGUCAAUGACUGCCGCGCUAAGUACCGGAAGUGGAGGCGCUGACGAGAGUCUCCUCCAAUCGGUUCCCCGUGUUGAAAAGGAACUUGAGAAAAGGGAACAUGAUGAGGUCGAGUUUUUGGUUCUCCUUUUUAGAGGACUUGUGAACAUUUCCAAGGAACACAAGAGUUCGAAAUCAUCGAAGUCGCGCGGUUGCGACUUCUGUCGUAGAAUCAGUGUUCCUCGUCCAAAAUCUUUCGAGUCUGAUAAGAUUGCGGAGGAAACGAUUCAAAACCCCAGUUCUAUGGUGUCAGAAGGUUCUCAACAUUCUGUUGACGCUUACACAUAUAUGAAGAGGAAGCUAAAGGAACAUGAAAAAAAGAAGAAGAUUAAUAAGGAAUGUGACAUUGAAUUGGAGCGCAAAAAACUGGAAAAGGAAAAAAACCAGGAAGACAUCCGUGCUUACCUCGUUGGUAGAAAGAUUAUUGAACGCUUCUGUAAGACGUGCGGUGCACAGGCAGACAUUCGUGAUUUUCUUGUGGGAAAGAAGGUGAAACAAACGCAGAAGGCCGAUACUGCGUCAUCAACUAGAAAGGUUUCUGCAGAUAGUGAACAACAGUUGAACAUUGCUAAGUCGAAGCCUUCUUCGAAACAAAGAGUGGGUGGAAAAUACUUCAAGUUAACCAGUGAACCAACGCUUGCUGUUGUGGGAGAAUCAUCGGUAAAUUAUAUUGGUCGUAUAUCAAAUGGUCCGGCUGUUUACGGCAAAUAUUUCAAGAUGAUCAACCUCUCCCGUAAAGAAAUCCAAAUUGAUGUAGUUCCAAUUAAUUGGCCGGAUUAUGUUCAUCUCUUGAAUCCGAUUUCAUCAACUACAUUGGGUCCUGGAGAAACUAGGAAUGUCGCGGUUACAAUAGCACGAUCGUCUGCAGAUGUUAUUUACGAGUGCCAUCUGUUGUCUGUUCUUCAUCGGAACACUCCGAUAUCACCUAUUCUGUCGUUCACCGUUGAUGCACUGGCCACUCAUUAUGAAGGUCUACUUUUGUCGGAUACACAUGGUGACAAAGCAGUUCAGGAGGUCAUUACUCUUCGUGAAACUCCUAUUCAUGGGAACUCUGUCGAAGGAAAUAGCCCUCAAGCCGCUGUUAAAAUCGAUUUAAUCGUCGAUUCAGAUAUAUCUGUGAAAAACCUUAAGAAUGAAAAGUUAAUCGACGACAUCCGUACUGUUAUGGAUGGUGGUUGCGAUCAGUGUUGUAAUAAACAGUUAGUCGACAGCGUUCACACAACUGUAGAGGAUGAUUGCGACCAGUGUUCUAGUGAGCAGUUAAUCAACAGUAUUCACACAGCUACAGAGGACGAUUGCGAUCAAUGUUCUAUUGGUGAGAAAGGUGUGAUCCUCUCAAUCGAUGAUGGUACUCCAUUCGAUGAGUCGUCUGUUUCUGACUUCGAGGUCGUUGAUGUAGAGAGACUCUGA